This is a messenger RNA of Aspergillus uvarum CBS 121591, 1617 nucleotides long. RefSeq lists its product as uncharacterized. Lineage: Eukaryota; Fungi; Ascomycota; Eurotiomycetes; Eurotiales; Aspergillaceae. Bases 37 to 1554 code for a protein of 505 amino acids. Gene Ontology annotation, molecular function: protein binding. The record is from RefSeq and is a predicted model, not a curated record. The transcript is spliced from 2 exons.
CCUCUUGUUGCCGAAUAACGUACUAGGGAUAAGAAAAUGGAGUCGCGAAUCCUAAAUCUUCAAUGGCUCCCUACAGAGAUCUUACUUUUGAUUUUACAAUAUCUUUGUCUCAAUGACCUGCAGAGCCUUGCUUGUGUGAAUGGAAGGUUACGAGAGAUCUCUAUUCCAAUACUUUUUCGCCACGUUCGAUUUACUUUCUCACAUCCUGGCCUUCGUGCUCUAAGAGAUUUCGCGAAGUCUCAAGCCAGCAAACAUGUUAGAAUUCUGACUUAUAGAGCCCCAACGUUGCUGAAACCAAGCCUCUUAGAUUUUGAGUAUUUCAAGUGUGAAAUUCUCACGCCCGAAGCUUAUUCUACAGCGACAAGACAGUUUUAUGGUGAAGACCCUACAGGCACUUUCCCUCCAUAUAUGGAAAUCUACAGUACCAUCAAGCACCUCUGCGAAGAUCAUCAAAGGAUAACGAGGAGGAAGUUCGAUUUAAAAAUGUUGAUAGCCUCUCUCGAACUUCUUCCUCGAAUUAGUGAGCUUUCAAUACAGUUCUGCGAGUCCAUCGAUACAGGAGUCUGGGAUGUCUCAUGCCUUGAUCUCAACAUCUGUGACUUCGAACAGUCCUUCAAUCACCAUGCUCAAACAGUGACUGAAGCUUUGAGGGCUUCCAAGAAUGCAGGGAUUGCUUCAGGGACUAUUUCAUUGGAUUUCUCGGAGGUACCGUUCUGCCUAUAUGAAAGGCCGAUGUUCUCUAGAAUAUCGAAAUCGCUGAAAGGUCUAAUCGAGUUCAGUACGUCCAUAUGUGUGAUUGGAGACAGUACACCUUUGCAGCUAUUAGUCGACACGGGAUUGACCCUGAAAUGCCUUGAGCUAAGACAUCUAAUGAUCAGGUACGAAACAUGGCGCAAACUUCUUGAGGUUAACAGAGAUUCCCUCCAUCGUAUUGCGUUGUAUGACACUGAAAUCUUUGGUGUGGGUGAAGCUGGUUCUUUUUCGUAUGAGGUUUCCCGUCAAAUCCGCUCAAUUAUGUUCUCUGAGUUUCAAUCCACGGUGAAGAAUGAGCCUGGGCAGGAUCCUAUGAUUACGACACCCGGCACCAAUCACGUUUCUCUGGUCUGGAGGAAGGCAUUACAGCCGAUUGAGAGCCGAGAAGAUGAGCACGCCCUCGUAUUUGAUACAGAUGGAGCGAUUUCUCUAACCUUGUUUUCCUCUCUUAAUGGAAGCGAGGCUGGCCCAAGGUCCUCUUCGGGCGAUACCGACAAGACAGUGACCGUCACCUUUCGAGCCUACGAGCGCGGGAGAUGGAAGAAGAUGUGCAGUAUACCAGUCACAAAAUCCGAUAUACGCGAAGCUCAGAGGGUCGCGGAUCAGUACGCGCAGGCGGAGCACCGGAAUGCACGAUUCUAUGACCUUUCUCUCCGGAAAGUUUCCGUUAAUUGGUGUGUUCAUGCAGCGAUCCACGAUGGUACCUUUACUAUUCUCAUGAGUCUGGGAAGAAGUCUGCAUAUAACGCGGCAAUUGAUGGCGUCGGUUGCACAAAUGUUCGGGGUAUACCAGAGAAUAUAAUAACGGCAGAUGAUGUUAUGCAAUAGUGUGAACAAUAAAUAAGGACAGUGCGCUGUGGAAGAG